AUGGCCAAAACCUUAAGGUGGCAUUCUACUAACAAGAGCAAGGAUGGGAAACUCAGACACCAUGUAGACUCUGUCACUUGGGAUCAAAUGAAUGACAAAUAUCCUCUAUUUGCUGCUGAGGAAAGGAAUCUGCGGCUUGGGUUAUCAACAGAUGGCUUUAAUCCGUUUAACAUGAAGAAUAGUCAGUAUAGCUGUUGGCCUGUUUUGUUGGUAAACUACAAUCUCCCUCCACACCUAUGUAUGAAGAAGGAAAAUAUUAUGCUCACCUUGCUCAUUCCUGGUCCACAUCAGCCUGGUAACAGUAUUGACGUCUAUUUAGAACCCCUUAUAGAGGAUCUAAACUAUUUGUGGAACAAAGGAGAACCAACAUAUGAUGCAUUUAGUAGAUCUGUGUUUACGCUAAAAGCAAUGCUUCUGUGGACCAUUAGUGAUUUUCCUGCCUAUGGGAAUCUUGCUGGAUGCAAAGUGAAGGGAAAAAUGGGUUGUCCCUUGUGCGGUAAACACACAGAUAGUAUGUGGCUUAAGUUUGGCAGAAAGCAUGUUUACAUGCGUCAUAGAAAGGGUCUUCCACCAGCACAUAGGUAUCGGGUUAAAAAGGCUUGGUUUGAUGGACACACAGAACAUGGGAGAAAGUCUAGGAUUUUAUCUAGUCAAGACAUUUCACAUAUCUUGAGAAACUACAAAAAUAGUUUCGGGAAUUUUAAAGAAUCUGCGAGAAAGAGAAAAAGAACUCCAUGUGUUGAGGAAGAACAUGAUAGUGAGGGUUUAUCUAGUGAUUCUGAGGAAGAGGGAGAAGAGGAUGUAGACGAAGAGGAGUUGUCCAGAUGGAAGAAAAGGCACAAUUUGGAUGUCAUGCAUAUAGAGCGAAAUGUGGCUGCCAGUAUUGUCUCAACAUUAUUGCAUUGUGGGAAAAGCAAGGAUGGUUUACAUACUCAUAAAGAUCUGGAACAUCUUGGUAUAAGGAAAGAUUUGCACCCUAGUAUCAAAGGUAAAAGAACUUAUCUUCCAGCAGCUCCGUGGUCUUUAUCCAAGACAGAGAAAAAGAUAUUCUGCAAACGACUAUCUGACUUCAAGGGGCCUGAUGGGUAUUGUUCAAAUAUAUCAAGGGCUGUAUCAUUAGAAGAGUGUAAGCGAGUUAUUGAUAGAGAGCAGAUUUCAGUAAUGGAAACUGAAGUUGUCGAAACUCUGUGUAUGUUUGAAAGAUAUUUUCCACCAAACUUCUUUGAUAUCAUGGUUUAUUUGGUCAUACAUCUCGGAAGGGAGGCUAGACUAGGUGGCCCUGUUCAGUUUCGAUGGAUGUACCCUUUUGAGAGGUAUAUGAAAGUGCUAAAAGACUUUGUUAGAAACCCAGCAAGACCAGAGGGUUGUAUAGCUGAGUCUUAUCUAGCUGAAGAAUGUGUGAGGUUCUGUAGUGAUUUUCUUAAGAAGACAAUAAGUGUAGAAGAAAAACAAGAUAGGAAUACUGAGUAUGAGAGCAACUCUAUCCUGGAGGGGCAUCCAAUAUCAACAGCCACAACAUUUACUCUAUCUGAUAUGGAGAAGAAAAUAGCACAGCUUGCUGUCCUUCAAAAUACGGCUGUGAUACCUAUUGACUCAGAACACCAUGACGAAAUACUCAAAUGGUUGGCAUAUGGUCCUCGGACAAGUGCAAGGUCAUAUACAGAUUACAUAGUGAAUGGACAACGGUUUCACACUGCUUCAGUUUCUAGGCAGUGUCAAAAUAGUGGGGUUUUCUAUGAAGCAACAGCAAUGUGUAGAGCAAGUGCAAAGGAUACUUCACAAGUUGUUGAUUUAGUUUCAUACUAUGGGAGAAUAGUAGACAUUAUACUCUUGGAUUACAAUGUCUUCUAUGUUCCUUUAUUCCGGUGUCAAUGGGCAGUGAGAGGUAACGGAGUAAAAGUAGAAGAUGGGUUCACACUAGUUAACUUGAAUCAGAAUCAAGUUUCUUUUAUGAGGGAUCCAUACAUAUUGGCUUCUCAGGCUAAGCAAGUAUUUUACUCAAAGGAGAGUGAUGAAUCUGGUUGGUGUGUUGUCUUAAGAGGUCCUUCACGGAGAUACAAUGAGGAAGAGGAAGAAGAUGGGGACGCACAUAUUGGACCAUUGCCAUCAACUAUUCAAAUGGAUGUUCACUUAGAUGAAGAAGAAGAUUCUCAAAAUGCUCGGCCUGAAUGUGAUGGCAUAUAUGUGUGA
Messenger RNA from Camelina sativa (false flax), 2190 nucleotides. Lineage: Eukaryota; Viridiplantae; Streptophyta; Magnoliopsida; Brassicales; Brassicaceae. The record is from RefSeq and is a predicted model, not a curated record.